Molecule: messenger RNA, 1208 nt
Organism: Spizellomyces punctatus DAOM BR117
Lineage: Eukaryota; Fungi; Chytridiomycota; Chytridiomycetes; Spizellomycetales; Spizellomycetaceae
Exons: 4
Coding region: 32-748 (238 amino acids)
Source: RefSeq, a predicted model, not a curated record
CUCAACUGACGACGGGCUUUGAGACCGCAGAAUGGCCGACGAAUUGGGGGACCUCCCUAACGGUCCAGGCGAUAAUACCAUUGCUGAAUUUGGUACUUAUGAAGAAUAUCUUGACAGUCAAAUUACUGCUAUAGACUUGUAUUACUUGGAAGACAAAGAACUAGCACGACAGCUGGUUGAACUGGGAUACAGAGGUUCAGGCGAGCCCUUGAAGAGGGAAGAAUUCGAAUCGAGAAAGAAGGCGGCAGAGAAUUUCCGAUUGUCGAAACGGUUAGCGACUAAAGUCCUGGCAUCCCAGGGAAAGGAUCUAUCGAAAUCUCUCUUUCUUCAAGCCCUUGCAGAUAGGGAAGAAGCCAACAGAAGUGGGAAACUCACUUCCAUAAUUUUCAUACGAACCCGCAACAACAAGUCGCAAGAGAUAUCCGGCUACAUUGAUUACGCUUAUCGCUUAAAGACCGAGAAUUUCGAACCAUACUUCUCGCGUGCAAAAGUUUUGAUGCCCCGCCCAUCUGACAUGAGCUUUUAUAAUUGGGAGACGCAAACCUGUACGAGUAAUGCCACCCCAAAUUUUCAGGUGAUUGCAGACAAUGAGAACGGACUCUUGUUUAAAAAUAAAAGAGAUAGGAAAAUCAUAAACGUUGACCCGAAGGAGCCAAAACCAGGUGAUAACACGACGCGAACAGAAAUUGAGACCGAUGAGCACACACAGGUGGUCAUAUACGACCAUUUGACACGGCGUAAAACUUGAGAUUGUCGCCGGUCUAAAUAAAAAGGGAUCUCAAAUGUUUUCGAAAUCUACAUUUUCCAUUGAUCCUAAGAAGUAUCUGCACUCCCAGUAGAGGAAGGAGUCCCUGCCCGUGAUACGCGCGCAGGACCUCUUCCCGGUCGAGUCGGCCGUGCAAACGCACGCUUCGUCAUUCCUGGUGUACCCUGUUGUUUCGGGUAGAGCUCUUCUGUUAAAGUGGCUUCAUCCACCUCGUCGACAGAGUCAACCUCGAACUAUAUUGAAUUUAAUAAUCAGUUGGUCGUCCAUUCAUACGAAGAAGUAAUUUCCAAGUUACCUUUUUUACCACAUUUAACUGCAAUUCACCUUCUACAUACGCAACAACGCUGGCACGAGAAGAGGAAUACAGCAUGCGCUCCUUCACUUUCGACUCAGGCGGGCAAACAUAAAUGAAGACUGUUAUAGUUUAGUAAUCAGCGAAGUG